AGGCGGCCGACGGCAGGAGCCGCUUGACAGGCGCGGGGGCCGCCGCAGGACGCCGAGGAUCUGCUUCCCGCCUGGCCCUUCCCCGGAAACAGUUGUGCUGAAAGGAAGAAUUAGCUGAGCCUUUCAACUGCUGCCCUUUUAUUGGGAGAGGGAGGAUCACAGAAGUGUUACCAUGGGGAGGACAGCAGCUAAAGAACAGUUUAACUGGGAUGAUUAUCUGAAAGAGACUGACUCAGUAGCUGCCCCUCUGCAUUGUUUCAGACAGUCUAGAGUCCCCCCCAGCAACGACUUCAAGGUGGGGAUGAAGCUGGAGGCUCGCGACCCUCGCAACGUCACCUCGGUCUGCAUCGCCACAGUCAUUGGCAUCUCUGGGGCCAGGCUGAGGCUGAGGCUGGAUGGCAGUGACAACAAAAAUGACUUCUGGAGGCUGGUGGAUUCUUCAGACAUACAACCCAUUGGGACCUGUGAGAAGAAAGGGGGCAUGCUCCAGCCCCCCCUGGGCUUCCAGAUGAAUGCAUCUUCUUGGCCAAUGUUUCUCCUAAGAACUCUGAAUGGAGCUGAAAUGGCACCCACAGCUUUCUUUAAGAAGGAGCCGCCAAAGCCUGUGCCAAACUGCUUCAAGGUUGGCAUGAAGCUGGAAGCCAUCGACAGGAAGAACCCCUACAUGAUCUGCCCUGCCACCAUCGGGGACGUGAGGGGGGAGGAGGUCUUUGUUACCUUUGACGGCUGGAGAGGAGCUUUUGACUACUGGUGCAGAUGUGACUCCCGGGAUAUAUUCCCUGUGGGAUGGUGCAGCCUGACAGGAGAUGCACUGCAGCCACCAGGGAACAAUGUUUCCAUUCCAAAGAGCAGUGCCAAAAUCCAACCUUCCCCCUCCAAAGCCUGCCGACGCUCGGUGCAGUCUCCGCAGAAGCCUGCUCCGCCGCCGCCGGCGCCACGGGGCAGGAGGGCAGGGCGGGGCAGGGCCCCCGGCGCGGCCGCGCCGCUCGCCAAGGGCAGGGCUGCCAGAGCCCUUCCCCUGCCCAAAGGCGCCCCCCACCCUGACUGCCCCAAAACACCCAACCCCAGCUUAAAACCGGGAAAAAAGAAAAAAAUGUUGCUAGAACAACAGACUCCUGCAUCUCCUCCUCCUCAUCCUUCUCCUGAGGGGGACACUGGCACUACACAGACACCUAAAGAUGGAAAGGGUUUGCCUGGGGCCACUGCAGCUGUGAUAUCCACAGUGUGUGUUUAUGUCAACAAGCAUGGGAAUUCUGGGCCACACCUGGAGAAGAAGAGAGUUCAGCAGCUUCCUGAUCACUUUGGACCAGGUCCUGUCAACGUGGUGCUUCAGCAGGCCGUGCAGGCUUGUGUGGACUGUGCCUAUCAAGCCAAAACUGUCUUUGGGUUUCUGAAAUCUGGCCACCACGGAGGGGAGAUGAUAACUGCCUCCUUCGACGGGGAGAAGCACUGCAUCAACCUCCCUGCCGUCAACAGCGCCUCCUUCGUGCUGCGCUUCCUGGAGAAGCUGUGCCACAGCCUGCAGUGUGCCCCCCUCUUCAGCAGCCAGCCCUUCAGCCCCUGCCUGGGCUGUGCCCACAGCCCCAGCCGCUGCGACCGGCCCAAGCCAGCAAAGGAAGAAAGCCCUGAGAACAGAAGUGCCAAGCGAUACUCUCAGGACUCUCCGCCGUAUCCUGCUCCUCCUUCCCCUAAGCUCCCCAGAAACGACGCUCAUCCAUCUGAAGCAGAAGCAUUGCCUGCAGAAGAGAACAGCACUUCCAAAGGACAUCGCUUUCCUGAGGACUCUGUGGACUCCUCACUUAGUUCCCUCCAUCCUUCCAGCCCCACCCGCUGGAAUUCCAUGGAAUAUCGUGCUGCAGGGAGCAGCACAGCCUGUUACAAGAGCUCCCUGCACUCAGUGACUGCUACCUCAACCUCAGCCCCGGCCCUGCGCAGGCUGUCCCUGAGCUCUGCUGCCAGCAGUGGCUACUACGAAGUCAGUAGAAGUCGACUCCAGAGGAGGAUUGAAGCUGCAAGUUCCACCACUGGACCUGACCUGACUUCCCUAAAAAAGGAACCUUCAAGGAGGCUGAGCAAAGAUCCUUCCAGCUGGUCCAUCGAGGAGGUGAUGAGCUUCGUGAAGGAGGCUGACCCUCAGGCGCUGGCUCCACACGCAGAGCUCUUCAGGAGACACGAGAUCGAUGGGAAGGCACUGCUCUUGCUGAGGAGUGACAUGGUGAUGAAAUACAUGGGACUGAAGCUGGGGCCUGCCCUCAAGCUCUGCUACCACAUUGAAAGACUUAAGCAAGGGAAGUACUGACCAGUGGAGGAACCUCAGCAGGAGGUGUGUGUGGCUCUCACACUAAGCUCUCAGGUUGGCAGCCAUUGUCUGCAGCUCUUUUGUUGCUAUAAAUCAUCUCUAUUUUU
Messenger RNA from Pogoniulus pusillus (Red-fronted tinkerbird), 2406 nucleotides. It is a transcript of the gene SCML2, whose product is annotated as Scm polycomb group protein like 2. The record is from RefSeq and is a predicted model, not a curated record. Gene Ontology annotation, molecular function: histone binding; chromatin binding. NCBI's taxonomy places the organism in Eukaryota, Metazoa, Chordata, Aves, Piciformes, Lybiidae. The transcript is spliced from 14 exons. Gene Ontology annotation, cellular component: nucleus. The coding region runs from base 173 to 2299 and encodes 708 amino acids. Gene Ontology annotation, biological process: negative regulation of DNA-templated transcription.